Molecule: messenger RNA, 3499 nt
Organism: Bemisia tabaci
Lineage: Eukaryota; Metazoa; Arthropoda; Insecta; Hemiptera; Aleyrodidae
Source: RefSeq, a predicted model, not a curated record
UUUUUAUCCGCGUACUUAGAUUUUGAAAAGGUUUUUGAAAAAGUUUUUUGGAAAAGUUUUUUGAAAACCAUCGCGUGCAUUCAAUAGCAACGCUUGACGUUGGUCCUCCGUCACGACAGAUCCUCCAUCGCACUCUUCAGAGGAGGCCAGUGGGAAAAUGCAACGCGUCCUUAGUUUACCGCACUCAGAGCACUUUGCGGAAACGAACAGAUCUGACGAAUUCGUCACAAAAAGGUUGUGCUUCUCCAGUCUCUUCUCUCUGGCUUUUUUCACGCUACUUUCGGGGUUCCUGUUGGGCCGCUUCGUGACGCAUCGUCACCUUGAGAUAAAAGAAAAUGCCUGCAAGGCGGAGGUGGCCCACCGCUCGAAAAAUCACAUCAACGCCGCUGAGUAUCUGGAAAAAAGAAUUCAAAGACACCAUAUCAAGGAGUAUUACGAUGCCAUUAUCGAUGGGCCGAGGGGAGCAGGGACUGGAAGUACGAAUUUUCAACAAGCUGUCAAGUUGCGCAAACACUUCAGUGAUUCUGGGUUUACCUCUGUAUCGUCUCUUACGCCUUCCCAAGUCCUUCUCACGUACCACGAUUCUGAAAAUCCCACAACGGUUGAAUUGCAAAACGAUAUGGGACAAAUGAAACAUAGAAUAACUGUGGAUUCCACUAGAAGAUUUAAUCUGCCUUAUAAAGCUCAAGUUACGGUACUUAGACGGACUAUAAGGGCACCUCCAAUGUUUGUGAAUUUCGGGAGCAAACAAGAUUACGACUUUUUAGAAAGUAGAAAUAUAAACAUCAAAAACCACAUUCUCUUGAUGAAAAUGAAGAAGUCAGCAAUAUACAAACAGAUUAGUGAGGGGAUAAAAAAAGGAGCGGUUGGAGUUUUGCUCUAUGCAGAUCCCUCUCAGCAUUAUGAAUUGCAAAAACAGAUAAAGACAAUUAAGGAAUUAAAUCCUACAAUUUUGGGAAGGCUGCAGCUUGCUUUUGGGGACUCUUUCUGCGCUAACAACAGUAAUGUAACACAGGAGUCUCAAAAAUCGAUUAUGGUCGAUGUAAUCAGUUUCGAUGAGAUGCAAAAUAUUUUCAAAGUCAUGUCAUUGAAUGCGUCAUCCAAGAGCUGGGCAAAUUUUAUGAAACCUUCAAUAUCCUCUAUAAAUCAAAAUAAAUGGAGCAUUAUAAUGUCCUCGCAUGUGCUUAAUCUCAUGCAUACAUACUACAAUGUCAUUGCUGCACUGGAAGGUGCCGAGGAGCCUGACCGAUAUAUUCUCAUCGGAAGCAACCGUGAAAGCUUGAGCAAUUCAGAUGACCCCCUUGGUGGCACAGUCGCCAUGAUGGAAAUCUCACGAGUAUUCGGUGAGCUGAACCGAGUGAAGGGAUGGAUACCUCGACGCACCGUCAUUUUUUGCAGCUGGGGACUGCAAGGCGAUGGCCACUUUAAUUCUGAAUCAUGGGCGCAAUUGUUGCAUCCAUUACUCACUGAAAGAGCCGUCGCUUAUUUAAGCGUGGAGGUGGCUGUUAGAGGAAAUUCAACGCUGAAAAUUCAGUCUGCACCAGUACUUGAAACCGUAAUUGAGGAGGCUAGCAUGCUGGUGCCCAACUGCGACCCUGCGGAGCAAAAUGCUCACAGGUUUACUCUUGGCGAAACUAUGCAACACAUGGCCAAAGUAAAAAAUACGUCAGUGAUAGAUAUCAUCCAUGGAGAAGGCGACUAUCAGAUGUUCCUGUUCGAACAAGGCAUCCCAAGUUUGGAUUUUGGAUACGACGGAGAGGAAAAAUUUACUGACUCAACGUUUUCAUUUCACCGGGCCAUUACCGAACUAUGGGCCAUUUUGAUAUGGAGUUUGGCAGAUGAUCCCGUCCUGCCCUUGAACCCUGCAGGGUAUUCCAAGUUUUUGAUCAAAUCGUUCUUCGUUGUCCAAAAAGAGUACGCAUCACUGAUUGAGAAACACUUGGCUCUGUUCAAUCGACUUCACAACGCUAUAGUGAGCUUCAACGAGACAGCCAGCGAUUUCGGGAAAAAGGUACACAGUAUUGAUAAAACGGACUGUAUGAGGAUGCGUGUUGUUAACGACCAACUUGUGAGGUUAGAAAAACAGAUGUUGUGUUUCCCAGAGAUGCAGAAUCAAGGGGCCCAUCCUCUGCUGACGGAGGGAAAUCUUCCGAGCGUUGGUUUUGGAGUGCUGCAAGAUUUACUCGAAGAAUCUUUGAUGUGGCCGGAAAGUACCACUAUUCAGAGACAGAUCCAGCAAGAACUCACUAUGCUAUCUUCAUGCAUUCAAAAUGGAGAGCUUCUGUUGAAAGAUGUUGUUGUUACAUUGACACAAAUCCAGACAUAGUACAUUUCUUGGGGACUACCCAACUUUUUCUUCCAUCAUAAACAACAGAGAAUUAGAGCACACAAAAUAAGGUGCAUAAAAACACAGACACAUACAUGACUUUAGAGAUCAUCAUUAUGUGAGUUUGUACCAUGGAUAUUACUGUACAUUGUAGUUGUAUACCUUUGCUACUCUCCCAGUGGGAAAAAAACUAACUUGCCCUAUGAAAUCGAAGUGAUUAAUUUGUAAGAUUUAUCUAGUAGUGCUUCUUUAUGAAUUUGAAUAGGAUCUCAAAACUGUAAAGGUGCUCGCAGGUACCAGCCCAGAGGGACCAAAUGUGAUGUCCCUGAGAGUCCCCUUACUAGGAUAUGACACUAAGACUGAAUAUUUAACAUCCCUACAAAAAAGAGGAAGAUUAGGAAAAAAACUCCCUCUGAUGAGAGCCAGGGCCCUCUAUUGGCGGCAAUGCGGUCGUUUGAACGACUGUAAAAUGGACGGAUUUCUGUCAAAAAGAACUAUGUGCGUUAUGACAUGAACUCUGUUAUCCAUGUAUUCUUAUGGGUCUCAGGGCUUAUGUCUUAAAGCACAUAGUCCUGUUUGGCAGAAAUACGUCUAAAUGCAAGUUCGGCGAGCAGUUUUUUUCAGAUAAAGAGGCUGCUUCCUAAUUACGAGUUUAUUUUGGGUUAAAAACCUAAUUAUGUUGUUCUUCUUCCUCACAAGUCAUUCUACCCUACCGACUUCUACACCAUCAGUGAGAGAAUAAUAAACUGAUUUUUUAAAUACUUGAAACCUGAGGUUCCUCUUCACCUGAUAAUUGUCUGGACCUUCUGCUGGUAGUCAUUUAAAACUGGUGAAAGAUGGUGAAUUGUUAUUAUAAAAAAACUCCUGUUUACUAAAUUGUCAUGCAUCACAAGAAGCAAUUUGUAACUCAUGCGUUCGGAUAUACACUCUUAGGUAAAUAUUUUGGAAAUGCUGAUAAGACAGUCUCUCCUAUAAAAGUUUUCGUAGUUGUGGAUUGGUUACAGGUGUUGUUCAAAAUGUGUGGGGGUGAUGCAAGACCUUAGAGAGGUUGUAUAUUAAUUCUUUUUUUUUCUCGUAUUCUAUAGCUAUAUUUUUGGAAUAAUGAGUUCUGUCACCAUUGAUUAAUUACCUGUCACUUUUUUACUUUUUGUGUAAUAUAUUUCUACUCUUACA